UUUUGAAUUUAUUUAUGAUUGAAUAAAAAGUAGUUAUAGUAGAGAUAUCUUUAUUGCCAUGGCAACGAUGGGUGUCAACAGAGCCUAGGAGGCAUUAAAUAUGUCGAACAAUCAGCUAUCACCACUCAAGACGAUGAAUUCGGACAGCAAGUUAUUCAAAACGGGCAUCUAUCGCACUGGCGAUGAUAUCAGUAAUUUUCAAUUCAGGAUAUUGAUUCAUAAAAUACAUUCACUUAUUGAUAUGCCUAACAUGGGAGGACAAAUUCAAGCAUUUGUGGAUGAUGCUGUGGAUCGAUCAAUGGAAAUUAAAACUGUUAAAUGGCAGGAAAAAAUGUUCAGCCGCUUCGAAGUAGAUUAUUACAUUCUUAAAGAGAACUGCAAAACAGAACGACAAAAAAAGUAUUAUCAUCGUUUGAAAAAAGGAUCGCUAGGAACUUCUAUCCUGUUUACGUACGUCGAUGGUGAUGAUUAUUAUCCAGAAGAUCUUAUUGCGUGCAGGCAAAGCCAUUUGAUAUCACAGCUUGCUGAGUGUAAGGUUCAGUCGAUGUACCUGAUGGCAGAUUUGGGAAAGGAGGUGUUAUUAUUCACCAUUCACUGGUUCAUUGAUCACGGCCUGCUGCACGUAUAUCCGGAUUUCAAUCAUUUGAAUAUAAAUCCUUACUAUCAGGAAAUUCGAGAUCCUAGUUUACAAAUGUACCAUUAUGCACUAGAGAAGCUGUUUGAGCCGGCCUUUCCAAUACCCACUAAAAAAUUUCCUCCUCUGGUGUAUGGACGAGAAACGCGUUUCAAUAUACCCAAAAUGCCGAGACGGUACAAUGCUAUUAUUUUGUUAGAACUUCAAUCUGCUGUUGGCUUCUCAUGUAAUACCGGAUUCUCGUAUAAUAAUAUACACAUUCGUUACAAGGUGCAACCGUCGGAAGGGGUUCAAUCAGUUAAAAAGUAUGAUUCAGAAGUUAUCGGGAGCACCCAAAGUUCCAGUAAAACUGGUUUGCGUUGGCAUUUUAGUGAUUGCCAUGAGUUACAAUUCACGGUGUCAAAUUGUAAUAGGACUUGUCCUAAAAUCGAUGUCUACUUCGAAGCUGUGUCCAUCGAUAGCUCAAACCGUGAGCGAUAUUUAGGCCAUUCACAUACCGCAAUAUCUCUCAUGCACAGAAAGGGUGAAAACACAUUGAAUUUCGUUCAACUCAAUAAUACAGAUGCUGCUGAUGGAAUAGAGGCUUUCCUCGUUGGCAAUCGCCGUAAGGUGGACCUGGCAUCUUUCUACGGAAAGGUCUCUCAAAGUAUGCUCAAUCGGUAUGGAAACAAAACCUGCCGAUCAGGCAAACUAUUUAUACGUUAUCACACUAUUGUGCAGCAUCAACCGAGGCGAUUAAACGAGGGCCUUUAUAAAUCGGCAUUUAAGUGCAAGAACGUAACACUCGAUCAGCUGAUUGCGUCUUACCAUGCAGCUCGGGAACGCAUGGAGGAACGUGUGAAUAUUAAAGCGAACGUUUAAAUGCUAGAUACUGCUUUGACGGUUGUAUGAUUAAAAUCAACGAAAUUAAAAGAUUUCACUUCAUGUUUUUGCCAUUUCUGUUUAGGAUCUCAGCAACAUUGCCAAUAAAA
Molecule: messenger RNA, 1605 nt
Organism: Anopheles darlingi
Lineage: Eukaryota; Metazoa; Arthropoda; Insecta; Diptera; Culicidae
Product: Meckel syndrome type 1 protein-like
Exons: 4
Coding region: 101-1495 (464 amino acids)
Biological process (GO): cilium assembly
Cellular component (GO): MKS complex
Source: RefSeq, a predicted model, not a curated record